UGUACGCUGGUCUUACCAAGCACGACGUAUUUUUAAACUAUUAAGAUAUAUUAAUUUUAAACACAUCGUUUGGUUUUUUCCGACAUUAUUAAUCAUUUUCUUCGUUUUAUCGAACCAUAUUAUUUUACUAACAUAUCAUAACACCAUGGCGUCAAUAACUGUUAUGUUCAUAAUAACAAUAAUCGCUUUUACAAUUCGUGGAGCAGAAAUAACAACAACCGAAAAAGAUUUGACAACAACCAGCCCAGGAAUCUUGUAUAGGUGCCCAGCCCUUGUUUCUACCGAAUAUCAGGUAACACUAGUAAAUUCGGAUACCGUGUCGACGACGGGUUGUGCAUACUUAAUGUACACAGAAGGCUAUGUAAUUGAACAGUCGUACAUGGUGUGGAUUGGCACAGAAGAAUAUGAAGGGGAAGAUUGCCACGAUUUAAGGAUGAAGUAUUAUAGUUUUAGCUGUUUGACAAAAAAUCUCGUGUUGACAAAAGACAGAUACGAGGGACUGAUGUUAUUAAGAAUAUACGGAAACGAUUACAACAAGACUGGGACACCAGCUUACAAAUGUGCAUUGUACGAGGAACUCUCUGCAAACCGUUCUUCAUUCCGGUUUGCGAUUAGCCAGAACGCUUCUUGUAAAGGAUUAUUAGAUGUUCUUUACCCGCCACCAAAUACGAUGUUUACCGAGUUUAAUACAGGGGCCACAUUGAUAACGUUUAAUAGUAAACAAGCUAAUGCAGUUAAUAACGUAAGGAAACGACGACAUGCUUUAUCUGAUAUAAUUGGUGGAGACCGUGGACAUGGUUCAGUCAUGUUGUUCCAAAGUUCGCAGUCAAAUUUGAAUGGGAAAGAUGAUAGCACAAAUACCUCCACAACAACUGAUGAUAAAAAUAUGUUACGUCAAUCAUUGAAACUCGAGAACAUCAACUAGUGCUGCUACUGCAUGUGCUGCACAUGCAAAUAAAACGUAGGCGCUCAGCAUUAAAUAUUUAUACUCAACAUUAAUCAUUUUACCAUGUACCUACAUUAUAAUGAAACCGUUUCUAUAAAGCCACUUAACCUAUAAGGCCAAAUUAUGAAAUUAUUUAAUAAUAGUAAUUAGCUAAAUUUUGUUUUAAGUAUCCGUUGCAAUUAACA
This is a messenger RNA of Aphis gossypii (cotton aphid), 1131 nucleotides long. RefSeq lists its product as uncharacterized. The transcript is spliced from 5 exons. Bases 146 to 925 code for a protein of 259 amino acids. The record is from RefSeq and is a predicted model, not a curated record. NCBI's taxonomy places the organism in Eukaryota, Metazoa, Arthropoda, Insecta, Hemiptera, Aphididae.